Molecule: messenger RNA, 461 nt
Organism: Paramecium pentaurelia
Lineage: Eukaryota; Ciliophora; Oligohymenophorea; Peniculida; Parameciidae
Source: the annotation of a GenBank genome assembly
AUGGAGGAGAUAAUUUAGAUGGAUAAAAUUUAAAAGAAAAUAAGAAGAAAUGAUGAUGAUUCAUUUAUUGUAUAAUAAAGUGAUUAUAAGGAUAAUUAUGAUAUUGAAAUGUUUAAGUUGUCGAUGGAAAUGGAAAUGAUGGCAAUCUUGAAUUUAAUUUGAAUAAAUUCAAGACUGAUUAUGUGGGAUCUAAAAAAUUAAAGAUAUAUGAUUAAAAAGAAAAAAUAUUAAAUUUUUAAUAGGAAAAUAGAAAGAAGAAGCUGUAAAAGAGAAAAAAGAAGAAGUAUAAAAAAAAUAAUUUGCUAAAUUAUCAUAAGUGUAGAAACCUACUUUAGUUAAAAAAUUAAAAAUUAAUGAAAUUGUAAAGAAAAUUAAUAAUCCAAAAAUACUCUUAUUUGAUAAAGAUAAUUUUUGAUUAUACUUUGUCUUAAAUUCAUAAUGAAAAUAAUUCAUAAUUGUGA